Melanotaenia boesemani (Boeseman's rainbowfish) is the source of this 805-nucleotide messenger RNA. It is a transcript of the gene mrpl27, whose product is annotated as mitochondrial ribosomal protein L27. Gene Ontology annotation, biological process: translation. Bases 36 to 491 code for a protein of 151 amino acids. Gene Ontology annotation, molecular function: structural constituent of ribosome. Gene Ontology annotation, cellular component: mitochondrial large ribosomal subunit; ribosome. The transcript is spliced from 4 exons. The record is from RefSeq and is a predicted model, not a curated record. NCBI's taxonomy places the organism in Eukaryota, Metazoa, Chordata, Actinopteri, Atheriniformes, Melanotaeniidae.
CCCGGAUAUGACGCGUAGGAUCUGACGUGUAGGCGAUGAGCGUCAAGAUGGCAGCGCUGGCGUCCUUGAUUCUCAGGACCAGAGGAGGUCUGCUGGUUCCUGGUCAGUCUCAUCUGCUGGAUUCUGUGCGGUUUGCCUCCAAAAAGGCUGGUGGCAGCUGCAAGAACCUUGGAGGGAAGAGCCCCGGACGGAGAUACGGUUUCAAGAAACAGGAUGGGAGCUUCGUCCAUGCUGGCAACAUCCUUGCGACACAGAGGCAGCUGAGGUACCACCCUGGAGCACAUGUGGGGAUGGGAACCAACAACACUCUGUAUGCUCUGGAGGACGGCCAAGUCCGAUUCACCAAGGAGGUCUACGUCCCGCCACCUCGAAGCCUGGAGUCCACCAGCAUCAUCACCAAGCUGCCCAAAGGAGCCGUCCUCUACAAGACCUUCAUCAGCGUCCUGCCUGUCAAGCAGGAGGGCAAGUUCGAACUGGUGGACAUGGUCUGAUGGGGAGGGAGGGGGUGACUCGUCACUGGGGUCCAGUCAGGCACGAACCGUCUGAUGCUUCCUGAUCUGGGAUCAGAGCGGGAGGCGGUGGAAAGCUGCUGACUGCGUGACAGAAUCACCUGACUUUAUUUACUGGAACUCAACAUAAAAACCAAAAAGGAAGGUUUUCUAAGCGUGAACUGUGAAUCCCGUCAUCGAGGAGGAGCGAGGAAGUACGAGAAGAUGAUCUGCGACAUUUCCACCGGACACCCUGAAAUUGACGUGGGGUAGUACUGGAUACCAUGUGUUCUGUAUUAAAGUUUUCUAUGUGACUG